AUGGAGUCCAGUCUAGAAGAAUUGACCGCCGAAAACCUGACCCCCCAUGUCGUCAAGGUAUCAACGGAGAAUGUCAAAGACGAGAGGCUUAUUGAGUUGGUUACCGGCUUGAUCCAGCACUUGCAUGAUUACGUUAAAGAAGUUAAGCUGAAGCCAACGGAAUGGGAGGCGGCUGUCCAAUAUCUUACUCAAGUUGGCCAAGACUCAUCGCCUGAUAGGCAGGAGAUGAUUCUGCUGUCUGAUGUUCUUGGAGUGUCUGCACUGGUUGACACCAUUAAUUCUGCACAGGCAAAGGCCAGCUCGGCAACAGAGUCAUCUGUCCUCGGACCCUUCCAUUCUGAAGACACACAUAACCUUGUUAAUGGGCAAUCCAUUGGCUCCCCCGGUGUUAUAGGAGAGCUUAUGCUUAUACACGGCACAGUGAGAUCCGUCAGCGGUGCCCCAAUUGAGGGUGUCGCCGUGGAUGUUUGGGAGACGAACGGGAACGGGCUCUACGAUAUGCAAGACCCCAAUCGCGACGGACCCAACUGCAGGGGCAUAUUCCAGACUGAUAGCCAAGGUCGGUAUUAUCUAGUAGGCGUGAAGAGCGUCAACUACGACAUCCCUACCGAUGGGUCUGUCGGGGUUUUGCUUAACAAGUUGAAGCGGAAUAUUACGCGUCCCGCACAUGUGCAUUUUCAGUUGAAACAUCCCAAGUAUCUCAAUCUUACGACAGCGUUAUAUGCUAGCGACAGCGAACACAUCGCUUCAGAUCCAGUUUUUGGUGUAAAGAAAUCCCUCGUCAAGAGCUUUGAGUGGAGUGACAACCCAGCUUCACUUAUCAAUGAGUUACACUUGCAGACAGCUCUCCAACAAAUGAAAUAUGAGGAGGGUAAGGGGCUUUGGGUUUUACACCAUGAGUUUGUCUUGUUAGAGAAAUAG
This is a messenger RNA of Trichoderma aggressivum f. europaeum, 921 nucleotides long. RefSeq lists its product as uncharacterized. The record is from RefSeq and is a predicted model, not a curated record. Gene Ontology annotation, molecular function: catechol 1,2-dioxygenase activity; ferric iron binding. The transcript has 3 exons. Bases 1 to 921 code for a protein of 306 amino acids. Gene Ontology annotation, biological process: catechol-containing compound metabolic process. NCBI's taxonomy places the organism in Eukaryota, Fungi, Ascomycota, Sordariomycetes, Hypocreales, Hypocreaceae.